Penicillium taxi is the source of this 2367-nucleotide messenger RNA. RefSeq names its product putative NRPS-like enzyme. Gene Ontology annotation, cellular component: cytoplasm. The coding region runs from base 1 to 2367 and encodes 788 amino acids. The transcript is spliced from 2 exons. The record is from RefSeq and is a predicted model, not a curated record. Gene Ontology annotation, molecular function: phosphopantetheine binding. NCBI's taxonomy places the organism in Eukaryota, Fungi, Ascomycota, Eurotiomycetes, Eurotiales, Aspergillaceae. Gene Ontology annotation, biological process: amino acid activation for nonribosomal peptide biosynthetic process; secondary metabolite biosynthetic process.
AUGGCAAUCACAACUGUUAAGCACGAUGUCUCUCGUGAUGUCCUUGCUAUCUCUACCAACCCUAGACUCUCAACAAAAUCUACAAAUUCGAUCCCAAAGGAAGUUGUCAAGCUUCCAAUCACUCUAGAUGCAUCUCACAUUGUGGAGGCUGCGAAAUCUCAAUAUUUGGAGCACUUGGAUCCUGAGUUAGCUAAGAUGGUGGACAUCGAAGUAAUUCUCGAUUUCUGUUGGCUACUUGUAGUGCAUUGUUUCUCUCCUGUUAGAGCUAUGUACCUCAGAUUUGACGCUGGGUCAAAUGCUUGCUAUAUUGAUGACACACUUCAGCCAGGAACCGAUUCCCAUGUUAUUGAAUUUGCCGGGGAGCGUCAGCUAAAAGAUGUUGUUUUCAACUUCUGUCGUGUGAAGGCUGGCUUAAGAACAAUUGAUGCAGACAGCGGACCAGCACCAGAUAAGCAGAAUAAUUUCCUCACCUCUGCCAUCCGCUAUACUAGUGGCCCUCUAGUUUCGCACAAGGCUAGCUUAAUGAUCCCCGAGCCAAAGUUGAUGCUGAACGUGUCAAGCGAAAAUGGCACACUGUACACAAGCCUUACUUUCUCUUCGCCUGAGAUUUCUAAACACUUCGCUACAAGUCUUCUCCACAGCUUCAACAAAGCAGUCGCUUCGAUACACCAAUCUCCCGAAAUCACUUUGGAAACCCUGAACUUAUGUUCUGACCUUGAUCUCAUUCUCUUGCAAAAGUUUACAAAGGAGGUUUCAGACUCCAACGAGGUCCUGCUACAUGAUAUGGCGCUUGAGCACGCCCGACUGAACCCCGACGCUCCUGCCAUUUGUUCGUGGGAUGGAAACCUAACUUACAGAGAGUUAGAUGAUCUCACAUCUCGACUCGCUCUCUGUUUGACUGGCAAAGGUGUUGGUCCGGAGACAUUCGUACUCAGCUGUUUUGAGAAAUCAACCUGGGCCAUUGUUGCUCGCCUGGCAAUUUUGAAAGCUGGCGGUGCGUACAUUUCCAUCGAUGCUAGUGAUCCUCCCAUCUUCCUUGACUCGGUUGUCAGUCGUGUGGAAGCUAAGAUCAUGCUCACGUCCCCUGAAUAUGUGUCAAAAUUCACUUCUCUCGUGCCAAACGUGAUAUCAAUCUCUGGAAAUAUGCUCAAAGACCUCCCUAAGGCUAGUGGAGUGGUGUGUCCCUCUGUGCAACCCGGAAAUGCCUGCUUGAUUCUAUUCACAAGUGGAUCCACGGGAGCGCCUAAGGGUAUCAUUCAAGAACAUAGAUCUUACGCCACAGCGAUCAAGGACUACAAUAAGGUUUUCGGCCUGGACCGCCAUAGCCGCGUGUUCCAGUUUGAUGAUUAUGCUUUUGAUAUCAGCAACAAUGACUACCUUACAGCCUUGGCUGCUGGUGGCUGCUGCUGUGUUCCCACACCAGAGAAAACACUUCGCGCUAUGAUCUCAAAUAUUAACAGCAUGAAGGCUAACAUGAGUUUCAUGACCCCAACGAUCGCUAUGCAGCUCGGUCCCCACGAUGUUCCAUCGCUGAAGCUACUCUGCGUAGGCGGCGAACCCAUGUCAAAUGAUUUGCUCAUGAAAUGGGGACCCCAUGUGAAGCUUGCUAACCAGUACGGGAUGGGUGAGGCCGCUACUUUCUGCGCCUACAACGAUAAUCCCAAAGCAGGCCGUAAUGCCAUCGUGGGUAAGUCCGGUAGCGGUGCAAUUUGGAUUGCUAACCCUUCCUGCCCUGAUCGGCCCGUUCCCGUGGGCGUUGUUGGCGAGAUCUUGAUUGAAGGGCCUCAUCUCUCCCGUGGGUACUUGGAUGAUGUCUGCCAGAAGCCUGGUGUGGGUUUCCUGAGUCAAGUUCCCCAGUGGAUUGCUGAUCUUCAUCCGUCGCGAGCCUCAACCUCUCGGAUCUAUCGGUCUGGUGAUCUCGGUCGAUACCAUCACGAUGGCACAGUGGAGCACAUGGGCCGAAAGGAUACGUUGCUAAAACUGAACGGUAGCCGUGUAGAGUCGACUGAAGUCGAGUAUGUCCUUCGAAAGACACUCUCGCCAGGAGAUUUUGUCAUCGUUGACAUGCUCGGCGAGGUUGAUGGCGUCGAUGACCCCAUCUUGGUGGCUUUUGUUUAUCUUGCUGAAAACCCAACAAAUUUGGUCGCCAGUAUCCCUGACCAAGAAAUGACAUUCCUUCCAAUUACCAGUCGUGUCCGAGUACAUGAAUUGAUGAAUUCAAUGCAAUCCGAAGUCAAGAACACCCUGCCAAUACAUAUGAUGCCUAGCUUGUUUCUUCUUGUUGACCGAAUACCUCGCACAAGGUCAAACAAGCUUGAUCGCCGAAAGCUGCAUCAAAUUGCUCAAAAAUGGUAUAUGAAAAAGUGA